CCACAUUAACAGCUUAGCACAGCAGCAGCAGCAGCAGCUCCUACAGCAUCCAGCAUCCAUCCAUCCCCGCCUGCCCGCCUGCCUGCCUGCCCUGCCUGGGGAGCAGCAGUCCUACCCGGCAGCACCGACGCACGGAGGGGGCGCAUCAUCUAAGUGAUGCCACAUUAUCAGUAGCAUUUCGACAACAAGAACCGCGAGUGCAUCCUAAAAGCAGGGAGAGAGGAAAAUCGCUUCAGCCACGAAGACGUCAACUGCCCAUGAAGAUGUCUAACGCUGACAUCGUCUUAAACGCCGCCGACAGGAUGGUGAAAUCUGUCCCCUUCCCCCUGAGCCACCGCCUUACCAUGAAGGAAGUGUUCGACUGUGAAGGGAAACCUCGAGUGGAUCUCCUGAAGGCUCACCUCACCAAGGAGGGCCGUGUGGAGGAAGCCGUGGCACUUCGAAUCAUUAACGAGGGAGCAUCGAUCCUGCGUCAGGAGAAAACUAUACUGGACAUCGAGGCACCAGUCACAGUGUGUGGUGACAUCCACGGGCAAUUCUUUGAUCUUAUGAAGCUGUUUGAAGUGGGAGGAUCACCAGCCACAACGCGCUACCUGUUCCUCGGGGACUACGUCGACCGCGGAUACUUCAGUAUUGAGUGUGUUUUAUACCUCUGGUCACUGAAAAUCCUCUAUCCAAAGACACUAUUUUUACUUCGUGGAAACCAUGAAUGUAGACAUUUGACAGAAUAUUUCACCUUCAAACAAGAAUGUAAAAUCAAGUACUCAGAGCAGGUGUACGACUCGUGUAUGGAUUCAUUUGACUGCCUUCCCCUGGCUGCCCUCAUGAACCAACAGUUUCUGUGUGUUCACGGUGGACUCUCACCUGAAAUACACACCUUAGACGACAUUAAAAAGUUGGAUCGGUUCAAGGAGCCGCCGGCGUUCGGGCCCAUGUGUGACCUGCUGUGGUCUGAUCCUCUGGAGGAUUUUGGCAAUGAGAAAACCCAGGAAUAUUUCAGCCACAACACAGUGCGAGGCUGCUCCUACUUCUACAGUUAUCCAGCUGUAUGCGAGUUCCUACAGAGCAAUAACCUAUUAUCAAUCAUCCGAGCGCACGAAGCACAAGAUGCCGGCUACCGGAUGUACCGCAAAAGCCAGACUACUGGAUUCCCAUCUCUCAUAACCAUCUUCUCAGCGCCAAACUACCUGGAUGUUUACAACAACAAAGCUGCUGUGCUGAAAUAUGAAAAUAACGUCAUGAACAUCCGACAGUUCAACUGUUCACCCCAUCCCUACUGGCUGCCAAACUUCAUGGACGUCUUCACCUGGUCUCUGCCGUUCGUUGGAGAGAAAGUCACAGAAAUGCUGGUGAACAUCCUGAGCAUCUGCUCUGAUGAUGAGCUCAUGAAUGAUGAAGACGAGAUCUUUGAUGCCAAUGCAGCUGCAGCACGCAAGGAGGUGAUCAAAAACAAGAUCCGUGCCAUCGGGAAAAUGGCCAAAAUGUUCUCAGUUCUCAGAGAGGAGAGUGAAAAUGUGUUGACGCUUAAGGGCCUGACGCCCACUGGCAUGCUGCCGAGCGGGGUUCUCUCUGGAGGCAGACAGACACUGCAGAGUGCCACCAUUGAAGCCAUUGAAGCCAUCGAGCCAACGCAGGAUGAGGACGGAGAAGCUAUCCGUGGCUUCUCCCCACAGCACAAGAUCAACAGCUUUGCGGAGGCUAAGGGCCUGGACCGCAUCAACGAGCGCAUGCCGCCUCGCAAGGACGGGGUGAACCACGUCGGCCACUCCAUGGGGAAGAUGAAUAUGUCGGAGGCGAAUGGCACCGAUGACAACAGCAACCUCCAGUGAUGUGCUGACUGAGCCUCACAACCGUGCCGCUGUCGAGCUGUGCAGCAAGACAUUGCCAAAUCGGGAAUUCAGGCCUCAGAAAUAAAUCAGGCCCACAGACAGAACAUGAAAUCUGCAGCAAAUCUACUCUAAACGGGCAAAAAGGUCAUUUUUUUCAUGACAGUUUGUCAUCCCACAGAUUGGGGGAGGGGGGAGCAGAGGGCUGAGAUAAGGAGAGUCCAGCAGGCUGCAACUUGACUGAAAAAAAGUGUGGUUUGAAAGUCGUUUCUGCCCGUUGUUCUGUUUCUCGACUGAACCACGGACCGGAUUGUUGGAGGCUGUGUUGUUCUGAGUGCUGACAAAUGUCUGCUCCUUCAUUGCAGGGCCUGACUGAUGAUGACAUAAUUGCAGUAUCCAUGCCACACGAAUCAUUUUACGGUUUCCUAAGUGUUUAUUAUGAAUCACUCACAAGUUCACUUCAUGAGGACACUAAUCUUGUUUACCUUCAUGUUUUGCUAGUAUUAACAAGUCACGGCACUUUGUGAGCAAGAAGGGAAAGGGAGCGAAUUGUGUACCUCUUAAAAAACUGGCAGUGCAAUCUUACCAGUGGACUUGAAUUUAUUGAUUUACCUUGUAGUAAGAUGCUGCCGUGCUGAAAGUGGAAAGAGGACAGGGUGCUCUUGUGUAUUAAUAGCUCUAGCUGGGUCUGCCCCAGUACUCUCCAGGAUUGCUCCUUUCCUCACCUCCCUUGUUAUCAGUCAUCUCCUAGCAAGAAUUCACUUGGAGGGGACGAGGAAAGAAAGGAAGGGGAAGAAAGGAGCAUUUGGAAAAUGUACACACUUUGUUUAACACCAAAAUAUACGUCUAAAAAUGUCCCCAAAUAAAAAGAACUAUCCCAUAAAGCUUCCAUCAGCGUGUGCAGGUAAAUGUAAAAAGGUUAUUCCUUCAUUCAAAUCAUCCUUAAAGUUAGACUGUAAUCCCUCGACUUGUCCGGGUAGUGCACUUCAUAGAAGCAUGACAUUUGUUAAGAUAAUACCUCACACAUGAGGUCAAAAGUCACUGUCUAGAAAGUGUACACAUGAGCAUCCUCGGCGUACGAUUGGAUCGUGGUUUUCUCAUCUUUUUCAGCAUCGCUACGACCGGCAGCAUUAACUCAACUUUCUGUAUCACAGGGAAAACAAGAAGAAGAGGCCAUUUUGAACUUUGGGAUGGACUCUGCUGUCACACACUACCUGAUUAUUUCUCACCUGCUUGUUGCUGAAGAGAAAGUAAACGAAUACAUUGACGCCCUUUGAGUUUUUUGCACUUUUUUUUGUGUGCUGCCAUUUCAAUGAGAUUUCCUGCCUAAGAGCUAAACAAAGUAAUAUAUCAGAGUGAGAAGGAAAUUCUACAAAUCUGUGAAUUUAUAUUAUUGAACUAGCUGUUGUUUAAAGAGCAUUUAACAACCACACACUAAGGUGUCAUUGUGUCAAAAGCACCCUGAGAUCUAUCCUGAUUUUCUGAUGAGAUGUAGAAAUGUAUCCAGACCUGAAAGGACUAGAUUAAAGCUAACUCUAUGAAGAAAUGAGAGUUAUCUUUUAGCAAAUUUAACAAGGAUGAAUUCAAAGUCUUCAAAAGUACUAUCAGAAAAUAUUUACAUAACAAUCAUUAGAUUUAAAAAAUCCAUCCAUAUUGCAUCUAAGUGUGUUGAUCAUUUAUAAUUUCUUGUUUCCAAUCAAAUUUUCUUACAUAUUUAAAUUUUUGUGAUUAAGAUACAUGCUGAGGAAAACGUCACUGAAAAGUGCAACCACACUGUGAUCCAGAUAAAACAUCAAUUGCCAUAAACUAAUUGUUCCAAAAAAAAAAGUUCAUUUGUCUCCUAGAAUCCUGAAAUGCAUCAAAGGUGGAAAGAAACAAAAGGAAAAAGAAACCAAACUAAACAGACAUAUUUCUGGUUUUUCAAAAUAAAUCCUUUGGGAAGGUCGAUACCGCCAACCUCAAGCGACACAUUCUGUCACAUCAAUUUCUAGAAUUUCCUUGAGCACAUUAAUAUUUUUUCUACUUGAUAUUUCAUCUUCCUAUUUAAUGAUAAAGGUACGUGAACUACGGAUGGAAAAGGUGAUUUUUAACACAGCAUCUAUGGUAUGGAACGCAUCAAUGCAUGCAAUUAAGUUCCUAAUUGUUAUGUGAGAUUAUAAUUGUGAUAGUUGUGUUUCAAAUAGUAAACUUGAAUUCUUUUAUUUUUUCAAUUAUAUUUAAAGUUCUAUUUGUCUUGUUUUAUAAAUUUUAUAAAUAGGCUUCCUUUGAUUGUUUUUGUCCAUUUUUUUCAAUCUGUUAUUUAUUACCACUGCUUUUAAUUUUAUAUGGAUUUAUUGUAUGCAGAGAUGCCCUUUUAAGGUGUGAAGCCUUGUGUUUCUUUUCAGUUUAUUUUUCUUGUACUGAUGUACAGAAAAUGUUCAAUAGUGUGAAUGAAUAUAAUCUCAGUGAAAAGCAACUUUCAGGCUGCCAAAGCAUGAUAGCAUGGUUUUCAGAUGUAAAUGAAUCGGACACACAGAAAAUCAUGUGUCGCACUUACGUUUAACAGGAAACAUUGUACUCUGGUUAUAUUUACUGCUGAUAUUAUUAUUGUUACAAUUAAGCUUAUGGUUAUUUUCCUUCCUCUGUUUCUGGUUCUUGUAUGGUCUACAUGCAUAUUUCAACAAACAAAUAUAAUGGAUUUUAUCUUGCAACAUUUUUUAUUAUCUAUGGAAAUAUGUUUUCGCAUUUGACUUCCUAAAAACGAUACACACAUUGUAAGCAUGCCCUAUGGGACAAAUCACAUUUUUUUACUCUUGAAUAAAAUAUGCAUGAACAAAAA
Molecule: messenger RNA, 4644 nt
Organism: Labrus mixtus (cuckoo wrasse)
Lineage: Eukaryota; Metazoa; Chordata; Actinopteri; Labriformes; Labridae
Gene: ppp3ca
Product: protein phosphatase 3, catalytic subunit, alpha isozyme
Exons: 14
Coding region: 258-1829 (523 amino acids)
Biological process (GO): calcineurin-NFAT signaling cascade
Cellular component (GO): cytoplasm; calcineurin complex; cytosol
Molecular function (GO): calmodulin-dependent protein phosphatase activity; calmodulin binding
Source: RefSeq, a predicted model, not a curated record